Staurois parvus is the source of this 339-nucleotide messenger RNA. The record is from the annotation of a GenBank genome assembly. NCBI's taxonomy places the organism in Eukaryota, Metazoa, Chordata, Amphibia, Anura, Ranidae.
AGUUGUGUUCUACUUGAAUACCAUGACUCAUGUUUAAUGCAAAAAAAAAAAAAAGCCCAGGAUUUUUCUUUCAAUUAUACAGGAGAUGACCAGAGACUGCUGCGACACAGUACAGGAGAUGACCAGAGACUGCGAACAGUACAGGAGAUGACCAGAGACUGCGGACAGUACAGGAGAUGACCAGAGACUGCGGACAGUACAGGAGAUGACCAGAGACUGCGGACAGUACAGGAGAUGACCAGAGACUGCGGACAGUACAGGGAUGACCAGAGACUGCGGACACAGUACAGGGAUGACCAGAGACUGCAGACACAGUACAGGAGAUGACCAGAGACUGCG